AUGCCGUCCGCCAUUCUUCGCCCACCCGACUCUGCCUGGAUGAAUCAACAGUGCUAUGGACGGUGUGGGCCAUUUGCUUCCCCAGACGAGUUAACCAUGCAUCCGACCACACUGAAACUCGACACCCAACGUCGUCUCUCCAACCAUUCCCUCCCUGACUCCUCCCUCUCCGACGGUACCAGCUCCAGCCCAAGUCCAGCAAAGCUCCGUCGACGAGCCUCGCAAGGAUCCCUCCGCACAAAGCCCUCCCCAGUCUCCCGUUUCCUCUCCAAGGGCAGCGUCGCCGUACAUUUCCCUUCCUGGGAACACCGCAGCUCUUCGCCGGGCUCGCCGCUUCGGGUCGAGUCGCGGACCCGGCCUGCAGAUUCUCGUCUUCGUCUGUCCACCACCGUGUCUCGCGGGCCGAGACCCUUGACGGCACAUUCAAACUCAUCCACAUCUCCCUGGAAUUCUCCUCCUCCUUCCUACCAGUCCGACUACCCUUCUAUUCUUCCCCUUACACCACCAGACGACGAUAGCCACGUUGCCUGGAACCCGCAGUCCGAGAUGAUGCUCUUUGAUACCCAUGACCACCGAAAGUCGAGCUCCGGUGCCAUGAUGGACGAGAGCCACGGCAUGGGAACCUCCCCAGCAACGGGCCCGUCAGAUACCCUUAGUAGUCCGGACGGCCUGUCCAAUGGCUCUUCUAGCUCUGAGGGCAGUCCAGGUCCUCAGGACGAGAUGGACUGCCAACAAGACAUGGGAUCGUGGUUGGACCAAGGGAUUAACGUGACUGUAUCUUCCUUGGGAACAUCAAACCCGCGAGGCGAGGCCGUCAAGAUCGUCUCACAGACUCUGCCAUACCCGAGAACUUCAGAUCAAUCGAUUUCGGUGCCGAGAAAUGACACCAUCUUCUGCUCUAUCGUCCAGGCUGUCCACAGCCACCUGCAGCCUGGCCACUCGCCCUACAUGAAUGUCACACACGCAGUGCCCGAACAGUUCAGCCUGUCCAACCUGCCCCAUUCUCCUCCCAACACUCCUCGUUCUCCGACCGCUGCCGAUGAUUAUUUCAACGCCACUGUUUUCUCCAGCGCUGCAGUGGUGGGUGCCUACCACGAUUUCCGUGGCCCGCUUCAACGGCACCUUGCACAUGCUCCGAUGCCCAUCGUCCCCCCUCACAGUGUUCAUAUUUCCGUGUUAGAGCGAUACCUCCCCCCGCCUUCCGCCCAGGAAUAUAGAGAUCUGUUUUGCCCAACCCGUCCGUCGUUCCUUGUGGACCGACUCAGCGAGCUAUCUCCAAACGGAGGCUCGCUUCUCUUCAUCUACCCCACCAAGAAAGGUGCCUCCACAUUCAAGUCCCAAUAUCUGGGCCCCAUUCUCGACCCUCUCCUGCGGCAAUUGGUCGUAGUGAACGGCUUGUCUGCUGACGUUGGUCGCUAUCUGGGCAAGCUAUCUACAGUAUCCCAGAUGGAUGACUUUGCCACUAUGAAGGCAAACAUUGUCACACUCUGCGAGUCUCUGAGCUCGUCAUCGUCACAGUUCCAAGUGGCUGAUGCCGGUCGUGCCAAUGCCGAUCUGGACCGCAAUCUCUGGGCGGAGUGGUUUAUCCACCAAGAGAAGGCCCGGAUGAAGGAGGUUCUCAAUCUCUAUUGGCAGAACGGCCGCCGGCCACCCACCAACAAGACCAUGUCUAACGGUGGCUCUGGGCACAUGUCUGACAAGGAUAUCUCGUCUUCCAUGCUCCUCGGCGAGAUCUUUGAAGGCAUUCGCAAGCGACCUUACGGCGAGGACAGCGAGCCUCACGAAGGGGUUGAACUGGGUGUGUUCGUGAUCCGACGAACAAACUGA
This is a messenger RNA of Penicillium manginii, 1827 nucleotides long. RefSeq lists its product as uncharacterized. The transcript is spliced from 2 exons. Bases 1 to 1827 code for a protein of 608 amino acids. The record is from RefSeq and is a predicted model, not a curated record. Lineage: Eukaryota; Fungi; Ascomycota; Eurotiomycetes; Eurotiales; Aspergillaceae.